Notothenia coriiceps (black rockcod) is the source of this 3498-nucleotide messenger RNA. RefSeq names its product guanine nucleotide binding protein (G protein), alpha activating activity polypeptide O, b (gene gnao1b). The transcript is spliced from 8 exons. Gene Ontology annotation, molecular function: G protein-coupled serotonin receptor binding; mu-type opioid receptor binding; GTP binding. Lineage: Eukaryota; Metazoa; Chordata; Actinopteri; Perciformes; Nototheniidae. The record is from RefSeq and is a predicted model, not a curated record. Gene Ontology annotation, biological process: adenylate cyclase-modulating G protein-coupled receptor signaling pathway; G protein-coupled dopamine receptor signaling pathway. Gene Ontology annotation, cellular component: heterotrimeric G-protein complex; cytoplasm. Bases 287 to 1351 code for a protein of 354 amino acids.
AAGAGAAAGAGAGAGAGAGCCUCCCUUCCCCACCUAACAACAACCCCAGCCCCGCAGGCUCGAGCACAACGACCCCACCCCCCAACCCCCUCUGAGAGAGGAUCCGGAGCGCGCAGAGAGGCACACACGGAGAGUCACGGAGAAAAAGAGAGAAAAGGGACCCGGAUCUGUUUCAAUCCGGGCCUAAUGCUGUAGCGGACAGCGCGGGGAGGAGAGCCGAGAGACAACGCGCUGAUUGAGAGAGUGGGUGAGGAGAGACCACGGGAUCGCUCACUCGCCUGGAAACAUGGGAUGUACACUGAGCGCCGAGGAGCGCGCCGCUCUGGACCGGAGCAAGGCCAUCGAAAGGAACCUGAAGGAUGACGGGGCGGUGGCCGCCAAGGACGUGAAACUGCUACUGCUCGGCGGCGGAGAGUCCGGGAAAAGCACCAUCGUCAAACAGAUGAAGAUUAUCCAUGAAGAUGGCUUUUCUGGGGAUGAUGUGAAGCAGUAUAAGCCUGUGGUCUACAGCAACACCAUCCAGAGCUUGGCCGCCAUCCUCCGAGCCAUGGACUCACUGGGCAUCGAGUUUGGAGACAAGGAUAGAAAAGCGGAUGCUAAGCUGAUCUGUGAUGUGGUCACUCGUAUGGAGGACACAGAGCCGUACUCUGCGGAGCUUCUCAGUGCGAUGCAGCAUGUUUGGGCCGACGCCGGCCUGCAGGAGUGCUUCAGCCGCGCCCGGGAGUACCAACUCAACGACUCUGCUCAAUACUACCUGGACAGUCUAGACCGGAUCGGGGCGCCGGACUAUCAGCCCACAGAGCAGGACAUCCUGAGAACCCGAGUGAAGACCACUGGCAUCGUCGAAACCCACUUCACCUUCAAAAACCUCCAUUUCAGGCUGUUUGACGUGGGGGGUCAGAGGUCAGAGAGGAAGAAGUGGAUCCACUGCUUUGAAGACGUGACCGCCAUUAUCUUCUGCGUUGCUCUGAGUGGAUACGACCAGGUGCUCCAUGAAGAUGAAACAACUAACCGCAUGCAUGAGUCGCUCAUGCUCUUUGACUCCAUCUGUAACAACAAGUUCUUCAUCGACACCUCCAUCAUCCUCUUCCUCAACAAGAAGGAUCUGUUUGGUGAUAAGAUCAAGAAGUCACCGCUGACGAUCUGUUUUCCAGAAUACACAGGUGCUAAUACUUACGACGAUGCUACCGCAUAUAUUCAGGUUCAGUUUGAGAGUAAGAACCGCUCCCCCAACAAGGAGAUCUACUGUCACCUGACCUGUGCCACAGACACAGGAAACAUCCAGGUAGUGUUUGAUGCCGUCACUGACAUCAUUAUUGCAAACAACCUUAGAGGGUGUGGCUUAUACUGAGGCCUGGCCAAGCACAGGGGUUGUCAUGGGGAGUAUGAGGUGUUAAUAAUGAUAAUUUUGAUGAUACUUAAAACACAUAAAUAUGUAAUUCUACACGUCCAAAUGGACCCAAAGAGCUGCCGUCCGACACCACACCGGAUUAUCGCCAUGAUUUGUUCCCUCCCUCUCAUUUUGAUUUCAAUAUACAAUCCCAGUUUUGUCUUUUUAAAAAAUUGUGUUUUUGAGCUGAGUGUUUCAUGUUUCGUUGAUGACCGUGUCAACAACCAGGGAGGAUCAGAAGGGGGCGGCACCAGGGUUGUAUUCAGCUAGAGCCUCGAUUUUGCAGAACUCAGAGUGUGCAAUGUCAUUUUUAAACACAGCGUGGACUAAUUGUCCCUUUCUUAAUGUAAUGUUUUGAUGUAGAAGUCUGAAGGCAUUGAUAUCUGUCCUGAAUUUAGCCUGUUGUGCUGCGUUUGAAGAGCUGCUGUGUGUUUGAAGGUGGAGAUGAUGUUGAUGAAGUUAGGGAGGUGCUGUACUCGUGGCUGAGGGUCAUGGUGGGGAAGGAGGCUAUUUUAACUUUCAGACGGGACAAAGCUCCCCUCUCCUUACGACCCACACAUGACUGAGUCGCCUGCAGGUCUUUUCCACUCUCUGUUUUCUCUUUUUAUUCUUAAACAUAAUGAAAGAGAGGAUUCUUCUCUUCAGAGUGGCGGCCCAUUUCCAUUGGCCUCCUGUAGCGUGAGGAAUCCAGCCAAUGAUAUCUUUAAAAAAUAAAUUUUAAAAUCCUCAUAUCGGUGCCAACCAUCUGAGAAGGACAGUUUAGGAAAAUGAAAUCACACUAUCGCAGAUUAUUAUCAUCGAAUGAUUUAUUUAUUUUAGCCUCAUGCCCUACAUGCCUCCUCCUACAUCCUGAAAUCCCGUGCCACAUAUUUAUUUCCUGACAUAAGAAACUGGGGUACACACCACCUGUUCGGAGGGUAGAAAGCAGCCUUCCAAUGACAUCUUGUUCUCCGUGUGGUGCUUUACCCCUCGAUGUGAAUCUGUGUAGAAGUAGAAGACUGCACGAGAACAAUAUCAUUUGAGGAAGGGGGGGGGGCUCCGAGUUUUUCCCAAAGCUCGUCUCCCCUGAUCAGUAAGCAGGGAACAACCACCACCACCACCCCCACCACCCCCCACCCUGUCUGUCACAUUUCUCUUUACACAGAGAAAAGUACAGCUCUCCAUUUUUACCUGUGCACCCAGAAGUUUAUCUCCCCACCCCCGUAUACUCUUUAUCUAUCACAUAUCAGUCCCCAUAUCCUAUCUCCAUUUUCACCUUAAAAGCACCGUACUGUAUAUAUAUUAUGAUUAUACCAGAUUUUUUUUUUACUGUGAAUGUUUUUGUGCUGCACCCCCCAUCCUAUUUGGUAGUUUAUUGGUUGCUCUCAUGUGGAAUGUUUGUGCUGAGCCAAUCGAAUGUUGUGUUUACAUUAAAGCCACACUUUUCCUAACGACUCCUGCUGCUUGUGUUCGAGUCUCAUUACACUGACGGCGGAAACGAAGUGGAGAAGAACUCUGAAAGUAGCAUUAUUAUUUCAGUGUAAUGUAAAAGUUAUAAGCCACGCCUUCAAAAAUCUUACUUAAAACUACAGGAUAGGAUCAAAAUAUAGUAGCGAAAGUAAAAAUAAUCCUUCUUCACGAAAGGCCCAUUUCAUGAUGAUAUAACUGGAUGGUCAUGGUUAUGCUCACAUCACUUUUGGUAAUAACUUGUUGUAAAAUUCAUCUUUUACUUUGUUUUUUUUAUAGUUGUAUCUGUUUUUUAUGGCAAAUUAAUUGCACUUUUAUGUGUGGUGCUUUGGGGAGGUAGACAAAGGAAAACUGAAAGAAAUAGACAUUAAAUAAAAUAAUACUCAGGCAUAUUUAUCGCUCUAAAUCUUAAGCUUUAGCAAUACCAUAAAGGAGUCAGUGGUCUUUAGCUGCACGUUUAACUGAACAGAUCCUUCAUCUGGCCCUCAAAAUGAGCAGAUUUUAAAACACAGGUUGUGAACAUUUGAAAAGAUUGACAAUCCAAAAUAUUUUCUUCUGUAUUGUCUUUAUUAUGAUGAACUAAGAAUAUCUAUAUUAAAUGUCAGUUUAAAAUCCAGAAACAUUAUUGUGCACUGUCAUAAAUAAAUGUUUUUUAAUGCUUA